Messenger RNA from Alternaria novae-zelandiae, 804 nucleotides. RefSeq lists its product as uncharacterized. The record is from RefSeq and is a predicted model, not a curated record. Bases 1 to 804 code for a protein of 267 amino acids. The transcript is spliced from 2 exons. Lineage: Eukaryota; Fungi; Ascomycota; Dothideomycetes; Pleosporales; Pleosporaceae.
AUGGGUCCCGCGUCGAAUGUGUCUAGUAAUCCGUUUCACAAACCGUGCCCUAUCGAGUCGGAGUCCGCCGAGAAGCUUGAGGCGCAGAAGGCCGACUACGAGGCCAAGCUCGCCGACAUGAGCAAGGUGUCCCAGGCCAACUUAGAGAACACUAUCAAGGACUACGAGGCCAAGCUCGUCGAAAAGGAGAAAUUACAAGAGAUUGAGAUCGAACGUGUGAGGGACUUCAUCAUGCAUGAUUGCGUCGAGAUAAAGAAGAAAUCCGAGAUCAAGCUCAACGACCUCGCCGAGAACUACGAGGCCAAGAUUGCCCACCUGGAGAACGAAUCGCAGUCCAAGCUCGAGAAACACUGCGACUGGCUGCUCAAAGAAAUAAAGGGUGAAAAGAACUAUGAGAUCCAAAUCGACACGAUCAAGAAGGAACACGCACUAGAGUCUGAAGCCGCGCAGGAGGACUACGAGGCCGACCUCGACAGGCUCAAUCAGAGCUCUGCGAUUCUGCAACGUGCUUUCGCCGACCAGAGCUUGGAACUUGCAGCGCUCAAGGAGACAAAGACCAAGGAAGCCGACUUCCUCAGCAAGUCUGCCCAGCCAGACGCGGAAGCAAAAGAUGCAGGCCUGCUCGCUGACAAGAAGCCGGAUACCAAUGACAAGAAGCCCGAGAUCGACGCCCUCAAAGGCACUAUCGACGCCCUCAAGGACACCGUCAGUAUACAAAUGGUAGCCGCAGAAGAUCUCCGCGAGACUGUCAAGGACCUCCGAGAGCGCAAUGCAAAGCUCGAAGCAGAGCUUCAGAAGAAGUAG